Messenger RNA from Pseudocercospora fijiensis CIRAD86, 270 nucleotides. RefSeq lists its product as uncharacterized. The record is from RefSeq and is a predicted model, not a curated record. The transcript has a single exon. The annotation marks the transcript as partial. NCBI's taxonomy places the organism in Eukaryota, Fungi, Ascomycota, Dothideomycetes, Mycosphaerellales, Mycosphaerellaceae.
UAUGAGGCGCUGUCGUACUGCUGGGGCGGGGGAAAUGACAGAAUGGACGAGAUCUCCAGCGGGGGACUCAGUGGGUUCGUGGUUUCAGAGCAUCUCUGGAGAGCGCUAUGGCGUCUCCGACUGGAAGAUCACGACCGCCUUGUCUGGAUUGAUGCCGUCUGUAUCAACCAGGCGAAUGUGGACGAAAAGAACCAUCAAAUCUCGCUUAUGCGCAGGAUCUUUGCUACCGCAUUCCGCACCAUCAUCUGGAUUGGAGAUCUGGAGCCGGAU